Humulus lupulus (European hop) is the source of this 1023-nucleotide messenger RNA. Its product is annotated as pollen-specific leucine-rich repeat extensin-like protein 1. The coding region runs from base 1 to 1023 and encodes 340 amino acids. The record is from RefSeq and is a predicted model, not a curated record. The transcript has a single exon. Lineage: Eukaryota; Viridiplantae; Streptophyta; Magnoliopsida; Rosales; Cannabaceae.
AUGGCCGCCACACACAACCCAGGAGCUGGUGGGCGACCGUUUUUCCAAAUACCUGAGGAGCAGACUCCUCAAACUGAGAAUUAUCCCCGGAGGCUUGGGAAACAACCAAUGAAAGAUCACAGCCCAGACGAGGGGAGUGCAUCAUCUGAUUCUAGGGGACUGCCUGCUCCCAGGCCCGAUGAGGACAUCUAUUAUAAUCCUGAGAGGUACAUUCCCAUUAUGGAACUGGAGAAUCGCCAACUGCACCAACAAUUGGCAGAGGCCACACGACGCAAUGAAGAAUUGGCUAGGCAGGCCGCCGAGGUCCAGGCGCCACCCCAGAGGCCAAGAGGGCGUCCUCGCGAGAGCACAACUGCCAGGAGGGCCGAACAAGGGGCCCAGCAGACCCAGCCAAGGCCCAAGGCAAACAUGGGCAACGAUCGCCCUGGGAGGAAUACUCAAGCUAAUAUUGUCGGUAAUCCGACAGCAGAGGUAACUAUAGGAAUAGGGAAUAACCGAGCUCCUCCAGCAGCUCGGAGCACUAACCCUGAAUCUAUCAAAAAUAACCUGAAACCAAUCCGGGCCAAUUCUGGACCUUCCAAGCCCAACAAUGGAAGGCCACCACCAUCGCCUAUAAGGCAUCCACUGCCUCUUAUAAGACACCCAUCACCACUCCGAGAGGCACCCAAGCCAACUCCUAAUAGGAACCGGGCAGGGGAGCAUGCACCACAAAGGCCAUCUCGAAGUGGUAGCCGAGAUGGGAACUGUCGAACUCAGCCAGGACAUGGGGGCGAGCGAGAGGCAACCCAAGGACAUAGGGUCUCCCAACCAGCAGGAAACCACAUGUUGAGAUCACAAAUGACUGGAGCAAUAGAGCCAGUGGAAGAUCCACCUCACAAUAAUCAAGCCCCUCAACCAGAACGAAAUGAUAGUUUUAUGAGUGGGAGUUUAGACCUCACCAUGUUUGUAAGCGUAUAUAAUACCAAACCCAAGAAUAUUGGGAAUUAUGAAAAUAAUCCUGAUCUUCGAGAUCACCUGAACUAG